This is a messenger RNA of Aegilops tauschii subsp. strangulata, 1372 nucleotides long. NCBI's taxonomy places the organism in Eukaryota, Viridiplantae, Streptophyta, Magnoliopsida, Poales, Poaceae. The record is from RefSeq and is a predicted model, not a curated record.
CAAAUCCCCACCCAAACCUUCUCUCUCGCGCGAACCCCACCCUGCCCUCCUCUCUCUCGCGCAAACCCUAGCGCUGCACUCCUCCCUUGCCGCCGCCACCUCCGGCACCAGAUCCUGGCUGCCGCUUCUCCCUCUGACCUCACCGCUGGCGCUCCCCCCUCUCCCCCUCCCUCACCUCCCCUCACCUCACCGGAAGAGAAGAGGGAGAUCGUGCGCGCGAGCAGGUCAGGCGGUGGCGGCGGCUCCCAGAUCCGCAAGGGCUUGGACCUGGAGCUCCGUCCCCAUGGCAGCGGCUAGCGUUCCUCCCGCCACGCCGCCGGCCAGCAGCAGCAGUAGAUGCCGCCCGCCGCCAUGGCGCCGCCGCAGGCCCCUCCGCAGGUCAGAUCUGUCGAGUUCUCCCGGUGCUCCCACCCCGGCCCGCCACCACCACCGGUUGCCGGUCGCCGGAGAGGACGCCACCACCACCACCACCAUGGCACCCCCGCGCUAUCUAGAGUCGUCAAGCACCAGAGCGACGCCGUUUGUGAAAUAUUUGGACUGCGGCCCCAUCCCCUCGCUCACUGCUUCGAUCUCUUCGUAUGCAGCCGUCGGCGCCGCGCAUUGGACUGCGCCGGCACCGGGGACCAUUGGAUGAAUUUUUCUUUUUGUCUACAACGCUGACGGAACCAUUGCUUAAUUUUGUGCGUGUGUAUAGAUUUUUUUAUUUUGUUGGCUGUUGCAACCCAGCAGCGGUGCUUCCAUUUUACCGUAUGUACUAGUGUGCUAAAACUUGCAAAAGACACAAAUCUUGAGCUUUCUUUAUCGGCUUGCUGCUGCUGCUCCUUGUGUACUAUGAUUGAUGUUGCUGUAGUUAGUGUUGUAGAGGAAGAAAGCGGAUGUAUUUAGAUUACUUGCUUCUGCUGCUUAUAUAUAGACAUGUAUGUAUGUUUACUUCAUUUCUUCCUUGUCUCUCCUAUCUCCUCCUAAUGAAUUUGUUUGUUCGAUUUGGAUUAGCAAGCUUGUCCCUGGACCAGAUGUUCAAGUACAGUCUCAUCCAUCGCAUCAACCUGGAGUCAGGUGAAUGGAGCUUGUGUCGUUGGUAGAACUCCGUUGAUGACUUCUUCCUAUGUUGAAGAGCAUGUUCCGUGGUAUCCAAGAGUAGCUAGCUUUACACUGGCAGAGCGUUUUAUUUGUCGAUCGCAAUAUUUGUGAUUGUGUGGAAUAUUGUAUGGUUAUCUAGGUGAAGUUUGAAGUUCCUGGGCAUGCAAUAUUUGACGGUUAAACUAGUUGUUGUGAUGUGAACGAGUGUAUGGAGUUCCAUAUGUUCUGUUCCGUACAGAAUGUAUUGUAAUAAACCUAUUUUGGUUGUUAUUUGAAGAUUUUCAUACGCUUC